ACCCCAAAAACACUGUCAGUUUGACAAAUUUCACCAUCAACCUUUCAACCAUAAACCCAUCUGAUAAAAAUGCUUAUCCAGUCAAUAUGCCUAAGAAAACUGUGUGCUGCUACUCAUACAACUGCAGCAAUGGCUGCUGCAAUCUCCCUUGCUCACUCCACCAUCUUCCUUUCUAAACCUUCACUCUUUCUCUCCAGAAAUCGUGUCGCCGCCUUCGCUUUCUCCACCUCUUCCGCCGUUUCUUCCGACAAUCUUCGCACCAAGAAAUGGCGGCAACCUGUAAUGGCGGCAUCUGCUGUUGAGCUCGGCGGCGUUAAGAUUUCCAAAGAAGACGUGGUGCGCGAUGAUCCCACAAACAAUGUCCCUGAUACAAUCUUCACAAAACUUGGGAUGCAACUACAUAGGAGGGAUCAACAUCCACUUGGCAUAUUGAAGAAUGCAAUAUAUGAUUAUUUCGAUACGAAUUAUUCCAACAAAUUUGAAAAGUUCGAAGAUCUUUGUCCAAUUGUUCCCGUGAAAGCGAAUUUUGAUGAUGUCUUGGUUCCUGCUGAUCAUGUUAGCAGGAGUUAUAAUGAUACGUACUAUGUUGACUCCCAAACUGUUUUGAGGUGUCAUACAAGUGCUCAUCAAGCUGAAAUAUUGAGGAGUGGACACACUCAUUUCCUUGUAACAGGAGAUGUCUAUCGCAGAGACUCUAUUGACUCUACCCACUAUCCAGUGUUCCAUCAGAUGGAAGGUGUUCGUGUAUUUUCCCCAGAAGAUUGGGAGUCAUCUGGUCUGGAUGCUACAACGUAUACAGCUCAGGAUUUAAAGACAUGUCUGGAGGGGUUGGCACGCCACUUAUUUGGUGCUGUUGAGAUGCGGUGGGUUGAUACUUAUUUUCCGUUCACCAGUCCAUCAUUUGAACUUGAAAUAUUUUUCCAGGAAAAGUGGCUGGAAGUGUUGGGCUGUGGAGUAAUGGAGCGAGAGAUACUAAAGAGAAGUGGGAAAACAGAAAACUAUGCUUGGGCUUUUGGAUUGGGAUUAGAGAGGCUAGCAAUGGUCUUAUUUGACAUACCUGAUAUUCGACUUUUCUGGUCAAAUGAUGAGCGUUUUACUUCUCAGUUCACUAAAGGCCAGCUUGGUGUCAAGUUUAAGCCAUUUUCAAAGUUCCCUCCUUGCUACAAAGACAUGAGUUUUUGGAUAAAUGAGUCAUUUACCGAGAACAACUUAUGUGAAGUGGUCCGAGGCAUUGCAGGAGAUCUUGUGGAAGAGGUGCAAUUGAUUGAUAAUUUUACCAAUAAGAAAGGCAUGACUAGUCACUGUUAUCGAAUUGCUUAUCGAUCUAUGGAGCGUUCUCUUACAGAUGAGGAGAUAAAUGACUUACAGUCAAAAGUGAGAGAGGUGGUGCAAGAUAAGUUGAAGGUUGUUUUAAGAUAAGAAUGUGGCGCCAAGAUCUAUGGCUUGUGAUUUCUGCCUUGUAAAUUUCUUCAUUCGGUAUAAUCUAUAUAUGAAAUAAGUUCUUUUUGCUUAAGAGAAUUCAUUGGUAGCUUUCAGCUUAUUAAUUUUUGUGGUUUUACACAUGCAUGAGAACCCUUAGGAUCAAUUCUAAAUUGAGUAGUAGAUAAUGUUGUACCAGUAUUCUACAUGGUAAUGAUUUUGGAAUUCUGCUGCUGCUGAACAGAACCUAUCAGUAUUCUACACGACUACAGCAAUACUGUUUCCUUUGCUAUUUGUAGAUGUCUGCUGUUUUUGAACCUGAAUAUUAUGCAUUGUAAUACAUGGAGUGGCUAACCUUUUCCUUUUUCUUGUUAUA
Chenopodium quinoa (quinoa) is the source of this 1795-nucleotide messenger RNA. RefSeq names its product phenylalanine--tRNA ligase, chloroplastic/mitochondrial-like. Gene Ontology annotation, molecular function: tRNA binding; ATP binding; phenylalanine-tRNA ligase activity. Gene Ontology annotation, cellular component: mitochondrion; cytoplasm. NCBI's taxonomy places the organism in Eukaryota, Viridiplantae, Streptophyta, Magnoliopsida, Caryophyllales, Amaranthaceae. The record is from RefSeq and is a predicted model, not a curated record. Gene Ontology annotation, biological process: phenylalanyl-tRNA aminoacylation. The transcript is spliced from 10 exons. Bases 70 to 1419 code for a protein of 449 amino acids.